AUGUCUGCCUCCGAAUCUUUAAGAAUGGUUUUAAUUGGUCCACCAGGUGCUGGUAAAGGUACUCAAGCCCCAAACUUAGUUGAAAAGUUCGGUGCUGCCCAUUUGGCUACUGGGGAUAUGUUAAGAUCUCAAAUCGCCAAAGGUACCCAAUUAGGUUUAGAAGCCAAGAAAAUCAUGGAGGCCGGUGGUCUUGUGUCUGAUGACAUCAUGGUCAACAUGAUCAAAGAUGAAUUAACUAACAAUCCAGCUUGCAAGAAAGGUUUCAUCUUAGAUGGUUUCCCAAGAACUAUCCCACAAGCUGAAAAAUUAGACCAAAUGUUAGCUGAAAGAGGUACUCCAUUACAAGCUGCUAUCGAAUUGAAAGUUGACGAUGACUUAUUAGUUGCUAGAAUCACUGGUAGAUUAAUCCAUUUAGCUUCUGGUAGAUCCUACCACAAAAUCUUCAAUCCACCAAAGGUCGAAAUGACCGAUGAUGUUACUGGUGAACCAUUAGUCCAAAGAGGUGAUGAUAACGAAGAAUCUUUAAAGAAGAGAUUAGAUGCUUACCAUACUCAAACCGAACCAAUUGUAGAAUUCUAUAAGAAAACUGGCAUUUGGUCCGGUAUUGAUGCCUCUCAACCUCCAGCCAAUGUUUGGGAAUCUAUUUUAAGUGCUUUAGAUAGAGACUGA
Molecule: messenger RNA, 669 nt
Organism: Arxiozyma heterogenica
Lineage: Eukaryota; Fungi; Ascomycota; Saccharomycetes; Saccharomycetales; Saccharomycetaceae
Gene: ADK1
Product: adenylate kinase ADK1
Exons: 1
Coding region: 1-669 (222 amino acids)
Biological process (GO): ADP biosynthetic process
Cellular component (GO): cytoplasm; mitochondrion
Molecular function (GO): ATP binding; AMP kinase activity
Source: RefSeq, a predicted model, not a curated record